Molecule: messenger RNA, 6366 nt
Organism: Mytilinidion resinicola
Lineage: Eukaryota; Fungi; Ascomycota; Dothideomycetes; Mytilinidiales; Mytilinidiaceae
Product: PP2C-domain-containing protein
Exons: 4
Coding region: 1-6366 (2121 amino acids)
Biological process (GO): cAMP biosynthetic process; intracellular signal transduction
Molecular function (GO): magnesium ion binding; protein binding; adenylate cyclase activity
Source: RefSeq, a predicted model, not a curated record
AUGACAAGAAAGGAGAAUGUAGGCAGGCAUGGCUCCACCGAAAGCUCGGGCGCGGAUAGCUGGCGAUCGACCGACACCGUGAAGGCAUUGGGCGGCCGGACUCGAGGCCCUCCCGUGAAGGUGCAGACCACCAAGAACUCCAAGAAUCACAGAGGUGAUAGGGAACCUGAAAUCUCGCCCGGCACCAUCGAUCCCAAGCCAUCGCAGAACUCAAAGUCGAAAAUCGCUCCAUGGGACAACCCCAAGCUCGCGGAGCUUAGUAACUACCGCAAGGACCUCUCCGUAUUAGAGACCUCUGGAGGUCGCAUCCCAGCUAUAUCUCGAAACCCUCCGACCGCAACCUCUCCCGGAAACCACUGGAACUUACCCGUAUCGAACGGGUCAACUGUAAUGCCUUCGAGUGUGUUUGGAAGCUUCUAUAAUGACUCCUCGGAAGAUGUUGGACAGUUGUCUCCAGGCUUCAGACCUGGGAGCGGGAAGGAAGACGCCAUGGGUUUUCCACAAGAUGAUCGGCGGCCGUCUGUUGCGAGUGCAACCACUGUGAGCAGCUCAGGAUCAAAGUCGAGCCUCGGACGGGGAUUCCAUAAACAACUGCGAGGCUUCUUCGGCGAAGAGUUUCCCGGGGACUCUCGCCAGGGGUCCGAUACGAGCUUGCCGACAAGUAAUCAGGUUGGAAACGAGGCCCAAUCGUCCCGCAGUCGCAAUCGGAAUAACUCGGUGAACAACACAAUUGCCAGUAGCGUGAAUAGUAGACCGACUUCUCCCACCAGCUCGCGGCCAAGGACUCCGUUGCCGUCAUCAGAGGUGACGCCGUGGGAGUUCCAGGACUUCAAGGUGGACUCGCCCUCGCAGGGCGAGAGCGAUCGAUACUCCUCCGAGCAGCAGUCCAAUAAAUCUGGCAAGACCUCUCACAAGCUACGGCUUCCUGGCCAUCGACACAACAGGAGUAAGGAUGAUUCAAACCCCUCGGAACCAAGGGCAGAGAUCAGCCAACCGUACCCUCUACGACCGGUCACCAGCCGCGAGGAAUCUUCGUUAAGUGUACGACGGGCGGAGCAUCAAGCCCCCUUCUCGCUCAGCGCUGCCCUAACCUCGAGGACCAACAUUGCCCCGCGCUCAUCCAGCCCGACACCAAGCUCCGUCAGCGAUAUGAGCCGGGACACGGUCACUCAACGCUCGCCAAUUACUACGAAAGGGCCUCGCUCGAUCCUUGAUAAGCUCAGACGGAAAGAGAAGGGUGACCGUCUUGGUCCAGACUCUUUGCGAGACCUGGGCUCGUCUCAAACAUCUCUCCAAGCGCCUUCAACUAAACCUGCAAAACUUCCCAGACCGGAGCUUCCACAUGUACCGAGUGGUGGCAAGAAAAAAGGAGGAAUUGUGGAACUUGCCCAACGCGACAAGGGACUGGGGAACGGGAAGGAGGGCACAAAGAAAGAACAUGGCCGGUUACCGUUCAAGACUAAGCGCACGCCCACUCAACCCGAAGUGCCGCGCGCGAAAGAUCUCAAUGAAGCCAGGGCGGAUCCGGACGGAAACGAUGCGCUCUUCAAACUGGACACCGAUCUCGACCACAUGGAAGGCAUCAUUAACCUGCAACAGCCGCCCAUGACUCCACCCACGACUGAAAUAUUUACCGGCUGGCCCGCAGAAGAUACCACCGCCGAGGAAAAGAAGGAACCGGAAGGCGUAAAUGGGGUAUGGGAUGCGCCAGAUUCGUGGGCUGUGCGGCGUGUCGGGGACGAGAACAUUGGAAGGCUGCGAGAGCUCGACGAGAAUGGUGAUCUUCCAAAAGAUGAAGGUGCUGGACCUGCUUACUGUGUGCGAAUCUUCCGGGUGGAUUCCACCUUUGCGGUCUUGAAUCUCCCUUUGAAUACGACUGUAUCGGAGAUGAUUCAAACCUUGGGUAGGAGAACGUUCCUCCAGGAUGAUAUUGACAAUUACCACAUCAUCAUGAAGAAACACGACUCUGCGCGGCAAUUGGAUCCCCAAGAGAGACCGCUAUUCAUUCAGAAACGACUGUUAGAACAGGCUGGGUAUUGCGAGACGGAUCGACUCGAAGAAGUAGGUAGGGAAGAUAACAGCUACCUCUGCCGAUUUACCUUCGUCCCUGCGAAGAUGAGCGGAUACUCUAGCCUAGAGAAGGAUCCUGGUUUUGGCAAAUUGUCGAAAUUCAGCCACAUCGACCUCGCAGGACGAAACCUCGUAACCAUCCCGAUUACCCUAUACCAGAAAGCCACUGAAAUCAUUUCUCUCAAUCUCUCACGAAAUCUCUCCCUUGAUGUACCAAAGGACUUCAUUCAAGCGUGCACAAACUUGCGCGAGAUCAAAUAUACCAGCAACGAGGCAUGGCGGCUCCCACCAAGCUUGAGUCUAGCAAGCAGGCUCACUAUGCUGGACAUUUCGAACAACCGAAUAGAACAGCUCGAGCAUGCUGAUUUACAUAAGCUGGCGGGAUUGCAGGGCCUUCGACUAUCGAACAACAAACUGACACGCCUACCAAGCUACUUCGGCCAAUAUCGGUCUUUGAGAAGCCUGAACUUAUCAUCCAACUCCCUGACCGAGUUCCCAGACUUCCUCUGCGAAGUCAGGACCAUUGUGGACCUUGAUAUCAGUUUCAACUCAAUCUCCACCCUGCCAAAGAUUGGCCAACUCACUUCUUUAGAAAGGCUCUGGGCAACUAACAACAAGCUAUCCGGCAGCUUUCCUGCCUCUUUGAGCAACCUUGCGAGCCUCCGAGAGAUUGAUGUCCGAUUUAAUGCUCUUGAUAGCAUCGACGUCAUGUCGACACUACCGCGCUUGGAGUACUUGAUGGUCGGUCACAACUCAAUCUCCGCGUUCGAAGGCUCUUUCCCAAAGAUUCGAGUCCUGCAUAUCAAUCACAAUCCUGUCACGCGUUUCGGUAUGAACGCACCGGUACCCACACUGUCAAUCCUGAAUCUCGCAUCCGCGAAACUGUCACACCUACCUGAGGAUCUCUUUCAAAAGAUCUCCGGACUGACCAAGCUCAUUCUUGACAAGAACCAUUUCACGUCUCUAUCAACUCAGAUCGGUCGACUUUACAGACUUGAACACCUCAGUAUUGCCCGCAAUUCCCUUGACGAAAUCCCCGCGGAAGUUGGAAGACUUGCUGAACUUCGCUAUCUCGACGUCCGCGAGAACAACCUCGCAAAACUUCCACAAGAGCUCUGGCAUGCUCGAAGACUAGAGACAUUGAAUGUAUCUUCCAACGUCUUGGAAGCGUUCCCAAAACCCGGAGCACCACUACCCUUCACUCCGGGUGACGUGCCUGGGCAUCUCGACGGCACCACUCCAGCGUCAACCCCCGGAUUGACCACCAGCCCCAGCUACGAGGAGCUCGGGAAAUUAGAGGCUUUUGCUGCGCGACGUCCCAGUCAGGCCUCCGCUGGGUACCUUGGCACCUCACCUAGCUCUACAAGAAAAGGAUCAAUGGCCUCAGCUUCGUCUUUCGGGACUGUUGGAACAAGGAAAGCAUCUGUAGCCUCCCGAGCAACCGAGGGCACCAUUACGCCUGUAUCAACAGGAAUGUCGCGCAAGGACUCAAGCCUCUCGAACAGGAUGAUAACCACGUUUGCGGGUUCACUUCGCCAUGUAUUUCUUGCCGAUAACAGACUUACGGAUGACGUAUUUGACGAACUCGCUCUGCUUCCGGAGCUGAGAAUAGUCAACCUCUCCUACAACGCAAUAUACGACAUCCCUCCACGCACCAUUCGAAGAUGGCAACAUCUGGCCGAACUUUACCUCUCAGGAAACGAUCUGAGUUCCUUACCCGCGGAAGACCUAGAGGAAGUCAGUUCGCUCAAAGUUCUUCAUAUCAACGGAAACAAAUUCCAGGUUCUCCCCGCAGAGCUUGGAAAGGUCGCUAAACUUACUAUUCUGGACCUCGGCAGUAAUCUGCUAAAGUACAAUGUUUCUAAUUGGCCAUAUGAUUGGAACUGGAACUGGAACCAUAAUCUCAAAUACCUCAACAUGUCAGGCAACAAGCGCUUAGAGAUCAAGCCUAGUGGCAAUUUCCAUGGUGGCAGUCAAAGCUUGCGGGAAGGCAAAGAUCUUACCGAUUUCACUUCCCUCUUGAAUUUGCGGGUGCUCGGCCUCAUGGAUGUGACGAUGAUGGUUCCUUCAGUACCGGAGCAGACGGACGACAGGAGGGUAAGGACCUCUGGCUCAACUGUGGGUACAAUGGCCUAUGGCAUGGCCGAUAGCCUUGGUCGGAAUGAGCACAUUUCGACGAUGGAUAUGGUUAUUCCAAGGUUUCGAAGCCACGACGAUGAGACUAUUGUUGGUCUCUUUGAUGGCCAACCUCUUUCAAAUGGAGGAUCCAAGAUUGCCAAGUACCUCUACGACAACUUCAAGCACCGAUUUGCUGAAGAGUUGGAUCGGCUACGCCCUCAAGAGGAUGCAGUAGAUGCUUUGCGACGCACCUACCUGGGGUUGAACAAGGAGCUCGCAACUGCGGCAUCGGCAUCGCUGGAAGCUCGGAGCCAGACAAUCUCUCCUAUCGCACACCGCGGCUCCAUAUCAAUGCCAGAACUUGGAGAUGAUGACCUCAACUCCGGUAGCGUUGCCACAGUCCUAUACAUCAAAGAGAUGGAACUCUUCGUGUCAAAUAUUGGUGACGCGCAGGCACUUUUAAUUCGAUCGGAAGGAGGUCAUCGUAUCCUCACUCGCAAACAUGAUCCCGCGGAAACGAGUGAGCGGAACAGGAUCAGGGAGGCCGGAGGCUUUGUUUCUCGUCAAGGAAAGCUGAACGACUUCCUGGAGGUUUCACGCGCCUUUGGCUACGUACAGAUGUCACCAUCUGUUAUUGCCGCCCCUCACAUUACACGGAUCACGAUUAGUGAGAACGACGAAAUGGUGCUGCUGGCCUCCCGGGAACUUUGGGAUUAUCUCACGCCCGGAUUCGCGGUCGAUGUCGCGCGCUCUGAGCGAGAUGACCUGAUGCGCGCAGCGCAAAAACUCCGCGAUCUUGCCAUCGCAUUUGGUGCAACAAAUAAGAUCAUGGUUAUGAUCCUCGGAGUCCGAGAUUUGCAACGUAGUAGACAACGCGCUCGAUUCCGAACUCACAGCAUGUCAAUGGGACCGUCUGGUACUCCAGACGACACCUAUGGCUUGACAAGGAAGACAGCUAAGAACAAAAAGGACAAAGUCGGGGAUUCGGGCCUUGCAAGACUAGAUCAGGAGGUAGAUGCACCAACCAACGAGGUCAGCUUGGUCUUCACCGAUAUUAAGAACUCGACUAUUCUCUGGGAGACUUACCCGAGCUCGAUGAGAUCUGCGAUCAAGAUGCACAACGAAGUCAUGCGCCGCCAGCUGCGGAUUAUUGGCGGUUAUGAGGUCAAGACUGAAGGUGAUGCCUUCAUGGUUGCUUUCCCGACGGUCACAUCGGCUUUGCUUUGGUGUUUCACAGUUCAGAGCCAGCUUCUAGACGUUCAAUGGCCACAAGAAAUCUUGACUAGUGUGAACGGACAAGAGGUGGUCGAUCCCGAUGGCAACAUCAUUUUCAGAGGUCUUUCUGUCCGAAUGGGCAUCCAUUGGGGCCAGCCAGUGUGCGAAAUUGACCCUGUCACGAAGCGCAUGGACUAUUUUGGUCCUAUGGUCAACAGGACAUCUCGCAUCUCUUCUGUCGCCGACGGUGGCCAGAUCACCGUGUCGUCAGACUUCAUCGCUGAGAUCCAACGUCUUCUAGAAACGCAUAUCGAAACAGAUCGUACCGGCUCGACUGGCUCCGAAGAUACUAUUAACGAAGACUUGAUGACCCUCGCUGUUCGCCGUGAACUACGCUCCCUCAGUAGCCAAGGAUUCGAAGUCAAAGACUUGGGAGAACGGCGCUUGAAGGGUCUCGAAAAUCCAGAAUACAUCUACCUCAUGUAUCCACAUGCCUUGUCCAGCCGUCUUCUUGUUCAGCAACAGCGCGCCGAAGCCGCAGAGAAUGCUUCCGAGGGUGGCGCCGCAGGUACCAAGAUGCGAGACAGCCAGCUUACCAUCGACACGGAGCACGUGUGGGAUCUUUGGAACGUCAGCCUAAGGCUCGAGAUGCUGUGUAGUGCUCUCGAGAACCCCGGAUCUACGCAGCUGAAGCCGCCUGAGACACAACUGCUGGAGAGGAUGAAGAACCGGGGUGGCGAGAUCACGGAUCGAUUCUUGAUCAACUUUGUCGAGCACCAGAUUUCGAGAAUUGAGACCUGCACAACCACCCUUGCCAUCCGUCACCUGGUCCGCCCCUUCGGCUCCAGCCCACUGCUCCAGCAAGCUUGUCCCAUGCAAGAUAUCUUCGUCGAGCUCCAAAACUCGAUGAAGGAGCUUGCGGCUUUCAAAGCGGAAGCUGAGUUCCCGAUGGCACCCUCAUGA